UUGAUAAACGCGCUGAACAUGCACCCUUUACCCCGCCCCCCUCACAACCUUCUCCCCUAGCCAUGUCGAACCGAAGUCCCUGGAUUAUGGACGAAGCCAAGCGAAACAAAUUGCUUAAGAAGUACAAAACCCAGGUGGCCUCGGCGACUUCGACAGUUUGCGCCACCCUCGCUGUGACGCCACUGGAAAAUGUCAAAACUCGCAUGCAGACACACAAUUUCCAGAAUGUCUUUCAAUGCGUCCGUUACCUGUGGCGUACCGAAGGACCCCGCGGUUACGUUGCUGGAGCCUUGCCACCUCUAGCAAGCGUCACAGCGGUUCGAGUGGUCAAUUUUACAACCUACAAUGCCGCCAAGCAUAGGAUUUCCGACUUCCUUGAGAGAAUGACCGGGGAAUCGCCCCUGGCGAUAUAUAACCAGCCGGGCAGUAGCCCUACUCUAUCGACACUGCUCACCUUCACUGCUGCUGGCCUUUUUGCUGGCCUAAUUACCUCGCCCCUAGCCUGCCCAUUUGAGCUCGCCAAAAAUGUGGUUCAGACCUCGGUCCUGGUUUCGAAUCGUGCACAGGCUUCGCCCAAUGCGAUCAACGAUCCGUCUCUUCGCAGCAAGCCACGUCUUGGCACCGUAGAGGCUAUCAGACAGAUUGUCCAGCGGUAUGGGAUCCGCGGGCUGUACACGGGUUUCCAUCUUCACGCUAUGCGCGACACGCUCGGCUCUGGUCUCUAUUUCACUGUCUAUGAGACCGUGAAACAACUUGCAGCGAAAGAGCUGGGCCCUGAUAAAUCUCCGUUCGGGGCACCCAUGAUUGCCGGUGCUAUCUGCAGUACCGUUCCUUGGUUCUGUACCUAUCCGCUUGAUACUCGGAAAACCCGCGCGCAGAGUGUUUUGCUCGGGAAAACAAAGGAAGUGGGUGAGGCAACGGCUGCAGUAGCCAAGUCGAGCAUGUACAAGGGACUAUCGAUUAUAUUGAUACGUACGGGAGUGAACAACAUGAUCCUCCUUAGUAUCUUUGAGUAUAUCAAGAUGAGGAUAAACGAGCUGGACUAGUGUAUGAUGAAAGGCUAGGUGACAGGGUGGAUGCGCACAUUGUGUUGUUGGGCGUAUAAGGUCGAAUUUUCGUGACGAUUUUUCUCAAGUACAUAAUGGCAUGAGCUCCAAGCCGCAAAUACAGAAU
Messenger RNA from Aspergillus homomorphus CBS 101889, 1173 nucleotides. RefSeq names its product putative mitochondrial carrier protein. The transcript has 6 exons. NCBI's taxonomy places the organism in Eukaryota, Fungi, Ascomycota, Eurotiomycetes, Eurotiales, Aspergillaceae. The record is from RefSeq and is a predicted model, not a curated record. Gene Ontology annotation, biological process: transmembrane transport. Gene Ontology annotation, molecular function: transmembrane transporter activity. Bases 63 to 1046 code for a protein of 327 amino acids.